CAUUUCGUUGUUCCCCACCACCCAGACUCCCCUCUCUUGUUUCACUCCAAAACCCUAAACCCCACCUCCCCCUCUCAACUCCUCUCCCACUCGUAUCCAACGUUAUCCUAGGUUUCGCCUAUCGACAAAACUUCCACCACAAGAGAGCAGAACACAAAGAGUGAGCUCCCCCUCCCUAUAGAAUGGAUGUGUUGGCGCCCCCAAAUCCCCUCCAAACCACAUUCCCACUGAAUUCUAGGGUUAGGGUUCUCCUCUAUCCUAUCUCAAUUCCCUCUACCCCUUCCCUCAGUUCUUUCCUCGGCCUCGAAUCCCGCCCCAAAACCACCAGCCCCACCCGGAGAAAACCCCGAGUCGGAGCUAUCUCCGCCAUCUCCGGCGGCGGCGCCGCGGUUUCCAGAACCUGGAACGAGCGAUUCACCAAUGGGGGGCCAUGCGACGACUUCGACGCCUUCAAAAGCAACGACGAACUCCGCCGCCUCGUCCGGAGCGGGGAAUUGGAGAAAGGCCUCGCUUUUCUCGAGAGAAUGGCGAUCCGGGGCGCUGUUCCCGACGUAAUCCCCUGCACCAGCCUCAUUCGCGGCUUCUGUCGUGCCAGCAAGACCAAGAAGGCCGCCCGGGUGCUUGCCAUCGUCGAGAAUUCCGGCGCCUCCCUCGACGUCAUUACCUACAAUGUCAUGAUCGGCGGGUACUGCAAGUCCGGCGAGACCGACAACGCCCUUCGUCUUGUCAACCGGAUGAGCGUCCCCCCUGAUGUCGUCACCUAUAACACCAUCUUCCAGAGUUUGUGCGAGAGAGGGAAGCUUAAGAAAGCACUUGAGGUGCUUGACGGUAUGCUCCAGAGAGGCUGCACCCCUGAUGUCUUCACUUACACUAUUUUAAUCGAGGCUACGUGCAAGGAUAGUGGUGUUGGGCAGGCGAUGAAGCUUUUGGACGAGAUGAGGGCAAAAGGUUGCACGCCCGAUGUGGUUACUUUUAAUGUUUUGAUCAAUGGGAUUUGCAAGGAAGGGAGAUUGGAUGAGGCGAUCAAGUUCUUGAACAAUAUGCCAUCUUACGGGUGUAAUCCGAAUGUCAUAAGCCACAAUAUUAUUUUGAGAAGUAUGUGCAGCACAGGGCGGUGGAUGGAUGCUGAGAAGCUGUUGGCCGACAUGGUUCGGAAGGGUUGCUCCCCGAGUGUGGUGACUUUUAAUAUUCUGAUCAAUUUCUUGUGCCGGAAAGGGUUGUUGGGGCGCGCAAUUGAUGUGUUGGAGAAGAUGCCGGAGCAUGGGUGCACACCAAAUUCUUUGAGUUACAAUCCAUUGCUGCAUGGAUUUUGUAAGGAGAAGAAGAUGGAGAGAGCUAUCGAGUAUUUGGAUGUAAUGGUUUCAAGGGGAUGUUACCCGGACAUUGUGACAUACAACACUUUGCUCACUGCUCUGUGCAAGGAUGGGAAGGUUGAUGUUGCUGUUGACAUGCUUCAUGAGCUUGGGAGCAAGGGCUGUACUCCUGUCCUGAUUACUUAUAACACUGUCAUUGAUGGGCUUUCAAAAGCUGGGAAUACUGAAAAGGCUUUGGAGCUUUUGAAGGAGAUGGUCGGAAAGGGUCUCCGUCCUGAUAUUAUAACUUAUUCAUCACUUGUUGCUGGUCUCAGUAGAGAGGGUAAGAUCAAUGAGGCAAUCAGGAUAUUUAAUGAACUGGAAAAAUUGGGGAUCAGACCAAAUGCAAUAAUUUAUAAUUCGGUUAUUUUGGGACUCUGCAAAUCCCGGCAGACGGAUCGUGCUAUUGAUUUCUUUGCUUAUAUGGUGUCGAAGGGGUGUAUGCCCAAUGAAUCGACCUACACUAUUCUUAUUGAAGGUAUGGCUUAUGAAGGGAUGUCUAAGGAGGCCUUAGAUUUGCUAAGUGAGUUGUGUUCGAGAGGAGUUGUGAAGAAGAGCUCCAUGCAGAAUGUUGUUGGUAAAAUAUAGAUACAAGCAAGCACAUUUCUUUAGAUUUUGUAUGUGUUACAGAUAAUGGCAGUCUGCAGAUCCCAUUGAUUUUGUCAUCUGGCAACUGACUGAAAUCAUUUGCCAGUUUCCUGCAUCAGCAUAAGAAAGCUUCAACAGUCAUGCGAGAUGAAAUCUAUCCAAGAUCAUUGUGCACUUGAGUUGUGCAAUUUCAGAGACCACAGGCUUGUUAACAUCUUGUAUAUUUUCAGUCAUGUUGGCAUGCCAACUCCUGUUUUUUCAAACAGCUUCUCAUGCUGUUUUGCUUUGCUUGAUGUAUACUUCAAGGAAGGGAUGCCAACAUGGAUUUUGUAUUGUCAUUGGUUCAAUUUUAUACCUCAUUGUAUUAUACUGUUUCUUACAUGGAUGCAAAUCUGAGCUUAAGUAACCAUAUGCAGUGUUCCA
Molecule: messenger RNA, 2363 nt
Organism: Elaeis guineensis (African oil palm)
Lineage: Eukaryota; Viridiplantae; Streptophyta; Magnoliopsida; Arecales; Arecaceae
Molecular function (GO): protein binding
Source: RefSeq, a predicted model, not a curated record